UAAACCACUAGCAAGAGGCGCUUCCUUCCGUUAUCCUGUCCGGGAGCACAGAGCCGCUUCGUUAUCCGCUGGCCGCUGCUGCUGCUUCUCUGCGAGCGAGUGAGUGAGGAAGGGAACGGCGACGAUGGCCGGCAUGGCGGCGCUGCAGGGCGCCAUGGGGGCGCUCUCCGUCUCGGCCGCGAGCACCAGCGCCUUCUGGGGUAACCCGCUCGCCGCCACCUUCUCCGCCGCGCCGUCUGGGGUCAGAUUCAUGGCCAAGACAAGCCCAAUUGAAAUGAGGCUUAAGCGGUGGGAACGGAAGAAGUGUAAGCCAAACAGUCUUCCUAUGCUGCACAAGAUGCAUGUUAGGGUCGGCGACACAGUGCAGGUCAUCGCAGGCCGUGAGAAAGGUAAAGUUGGAGAAGUUGUACGGCUUUACAAGCACAACAGCACUGUGAUAGUGAAGGAUCUGAACUUGAAGUCAAAGCACAAGAAAGGCACAGAGGAUGAACCGGGUGAAAUUGUCAUGAUUGAAGGCCCCAUUCAUAGCUCGAACAUGAUGCUCUACUCAAAGGAGAAGAACGUGACGAGUAGGGUUGGGCACAAAAUCCUCGAGGAUGGCACCAAGGUCCGCUACCUGAAGAAGACCGGUGAAGUGAUCGACAGCGUUGAUAACUGGGUGAAGGUGUUCAAGGAAGGAGAUUCUGAGUCAUCAUCGUAGUAUGGAAACGCUGCACAUGCUCUCAACCUUGGCUGCGCUUAUUGCUGCCCAAACGCUUACUCGGCUGGUGCCGCUGCUUGUAAGAUCAGUUUUCUUCUAGCUUCAGAGCCUCUUUUGUAAAUUACUACUACUGCUACAAAGUUGUCACCAUUUUUGCAAUGCUUGGUCCAGCGAGAAGGCCUUUUUUUUUUA
This is a messenger RNA of Triticum urartu, 892 nucleotides long. NCBI's taxonomy places the organism in Eukaryota, Viridiplantae, Streptophyta, Magnoliopsida, Poales, Poaceae. The record is from RefSeq and is a predicted model, not a curated record.